Messenger RNA from Morone saxatilis (striped sea-bass), 1493 nucleotides. RefSeq names its product annexin A5b (gene anxa5b). Lineage: Eukaryota; Metazoa; Chordata; Actinopteri; Moronidae. The transcript is spliced from 13 exons. Gene Ontology annotation, cellular component: cytoplasm. Gene Ontology annotation, biological process: negative regulation of coagulation. Bases 184 to 1137 code for a protein of 317 amino acids. Gene Ontology annotation, molecular function: calcium-dependent phospholipid binding; calcium ion binding. The record is from RefSeq and is a predicted model, not a curated record.
CACGCGCACCAGCACACUUACGCGCACAACCGGAGAGUAUUUCCUAGUGGGUUUCUGCUGUUGUCCUUCUUCUCUUCCUCUCUGCUCUCCCUGCUGGGUCGCUGCUCACCGAGCUUCAUCCAACAGCUGCAACUCCUGCGACUUUCUUCCUACCGCUAAAAAAACCGCUCCAUCACUGUCAAAAUGGCCACCAGAGGAACUGUAAAACCCAGUUUGAACUUCAAUGCCACUACAGAUGCUGAGGUCCUGUACAAGGCCAUGAAAGGGCUAGGGACCAAUGAGGAUGCCAUCUUGGAGCUGUUGACGGCCCGCAGCAACGCCCAGAGGCAGGAUAUCAAGACUGCCUACAAAACUCUGUUUGGAAAGGAUCUGGUAGAUAACCUGAAGGGAGAGCUGGGAGGCAAAUUUGAGACCCUGAUCGUGGGUCUCAUGACUCCACCCAUCGCUUACGAUGCGACUUCCCUUCGCAACGCCAUCAAGGGGGCAGGAACAGAUGAGAAGGUGCUGGUGGAGAUCCUCGCCUCCAGAACACCUCAGCAGGUGAAGGACAUCAUCGCUGCUUAUAGACAGGAGUAUGAUGACGACCUGGAGGAGGAUAUAUCUGGUGACACUUCAGGUCACUUCAAGAGGCUUCUGGUUAUUCUCCUGCAGGCGAACAGGCAGCAGGGGAUCCAGCAGGGAACUAUCGAGACUGAUGCUCAGGUCCUCUUCAAGGCAGGAGAGCAGAAGUUUGGCACUGAUGAACAAACUUUUGUCACCAUCCUGGGAAACCGCAGUGCCGAACAUCUUAGGAAAGUAUUUGACGCUUACAUGAAGCUGGCUGGAUACGAGAUGGAGGAGAGUAUUAAGAGGGAAACAUCUGGAAGUCUGGAAGAUUUGCUUCUCGCCGUGGUGAAGUGUGCCAGGAGCGUUCCAGCCUAUUUUGCUGAGACUCUGUACUAUGCAAUGAAGGGUGCAGGAACUGAUGAUGACACCCUGAUCAGAGUGAUGGUGAGUCGCAGCGAGGUGGACAUGUUGGACAUCAGGACUGAGUUCAGGAAGCUGUUUGCCUGCUCUCUGUUUUCCAUGAUCAAGGGAGAUACCAGUGGCGACUACCGGAAGGCCUUACUGUUGCUCUGUGGUGGAGACGAUGCGUAACCACAGCAACACAACAUAAACCGCACCUGACGUGCCUCUUCUCGCUAAGUUGGCCCUUUGGCCCACUGAAACCAGAAUUUCUAUCACAUCAAAAAGCUUUUUGUGUGUGAGCGACGGCCCAUCAGGUCUUUUUAAACUACAAUUCCAAAUAAUGUCUUUGAAAGGUAGCUAACACUUUGUCGUUGUCCACAUUAAAGCAGCUUUUGGUCGGCUAACAUUUUCAAUAUGAUUUUUAAUAUGAAUAUCAUUCAUUUGUAAAGCUAAAGUAUCAGACCCAGUGGUUUUUGUUUGCACGUUGUAUGGCAGAAACAAUAUAUGCAAUAAUAAACAUUUAAGCUGAUGAAGUACGAUGAUUA